Molecule: messenger RNA, 663 nt
Organism: Acanthoscelides obtectus
Lineage: Eukaryota; Metazoa; Arthropoda; Insecta; Coleoptera; Chrysomelidae
Source: the annotation of a GenBank genome assembly
CGUUUAGAUGCACCCACUUGUCUGAUAAGAUUUGUGAUUAACUAAAGUAUUACUCAUGAUGAUGAUAAGGUAUGAGGUGUUGAAAUUAGCGCGAUCAUAUUUGAGAUCUGUAGUGAACUGGUACAGUAGGCCAUCAAAAUGAAGCAAAUUGUGAAACUCGGAUUUGUGUUUGCUGUUCUUUGCAUUGUUUCGGCUGCAGCUGAAACUCUCAGAUGCUAUGAUUGUGACCCUAGUCAUGAUGGAGACAAAUGUGGAGAUCCUGAAAACUUCAAUGCAAGGCUAGUAAUUUGUAAUGCUACUAGAGGAGAAACGAUGUGCUUGUCUGCAUUUUAUAUUGGAAAAGGAGAUAAAACACAUAAGACCGGAGUAUACAGAGGGUGUUUUGCAAGAAGACCAGAUGUGAGAGAUCAAUGUGAGUACUUCAGGGAACAGAAUCAGCAAGAAAAUGUUAAUGUUGUUUCAUGCCUACCAUGCACAGAAGCCAGGUGUAAUGUCCAUUUAUUUGAUGAUAAAGGAUUACCUAAGAACAGUGUUACCAAGAAUGCAUCAUCUGUACUUUUAACCUUUGUAAUAAAUAUUUUAAUUGUUUCAAUAUCACUUUUGUAUAGAUCAUAAUAAUUUACGAAAUAUAUACAUGCAUAAUGCUAAUACAUUGAUUAAUCC